AUGCCUGCAGAAAGUGUAAAAGUAAUAGUACGAAUGCGUCCAUUUAAUUAAAGAGAGAAAGAAAAUGGUAGUAAACCAUGUGUAACAGUUUAUGAGGAUACAAAUAGUGUUGAAUUGCGAAAUGUAAUAAGAAUGUAUAAUUGUGGAUUAGAGCUAAGAUAAUGAAGUGAAGAAUUUUACAUAUGAUUAUGUAUUUGGAGCUGAGACACCACAAUUACAAAUUUAUUAGAAGACAGCAUUUAAUUUAGUUGAAUCAGUUGCUGAUGGCUAUAAUGGAACAAUAUUUGCAUAUGGUUAAACAGGUAUAUAAAAUUUAAGAGAAUUAGGGUGUGGUAAAACUUUUACAAUGAUAGGAGAUCCAAUGAAUGUAAGAUCUUAAAUGAAUUUUAGGAAAGCAUGAAAGGAAUAAUUCCAAGAACAUUUGAUCAAAUAAUAAGCAUAAUCAAUAAUAAUUCAGAUACAAAUAAAAAGUUUUUAUUAAGAUGUUCAUACAUAGAAAUAUAUAAUGAAGAAAUUCAUGAUUUAUUAAGUAAAGAUGUAAAAUAGAAAUAUGAAUUAAAAGAGGGUUAAUAAGGAGUAUUUAUAAAAGAUUUGAAUAUAGUAGUAGUAAGAACAACACAAGAGAUGGAUAAAUUUAUGUAAUUAGGUACUUAAAACAGAUCUGUAGGUGCAACAGCUAUGAAUAAAGAAUCGAGUAGAAGUCAUUGUAUAUUUACAGUAUAUAUUGAAUGUUCUAUAACAGAUGGUAAAGGAAAUGAGAGAAUAACAGCAGGUAAAUUGAAUUUAGUAGAUUUGGCAGGAAGUGAAAGAUAAUCAAAAACUUAAGCUACAGGAGAUAGAUUAAAAGAAGCUACAAAAAUUAAUUUAUCAUUAUCUGCAUUAGGAAAUGUGAUUUCAGCAUUAGUAGAUGGAAAAACUUAACAUAUUCCUUAUAGAGAUUCAAAAUUAACUAGAUUAUUAUAAGAUUCUUUAGGAGGUAAUACAAAAACAAUUAUGAUUACUGCAAUUAGUCCAUCAGAUUUUAAUUAUGAUGAGACUGCAUCUAGUUUAAGAUAUGCUUCAAGAGCAAAGAUGAUUAAAAAUUAACCUAAAGUUAAUGAAGAUCCAAAAGAUGCUUUAUUAAAAGAAUAAGCUGAAGAAAUUAAAAAAUUAAAAGAAUUAUUAUCAAAAUAAGCACAUGGAUAACCUAUUUAAUUUGAAGCAUUUUAAUCAUUUAAACAAGAUAAUCAUCAAAAUAAUACAGAGAUUUCAAGAUUAAAAGAAGAAAAUGAUAGAUUAAUUAAAGAAAAGAAUAAUCUUUAGGGAUUACCAUAAUCUGAACAUUCUGAAGAAAAACUUAAAGAAUUAUAUGAAUUUAAACAAAAAAAUAAUUAACUUCAAUAAGAAAAAGAAAAAUUUGAAUAAGAAAUGAGAGAAAAAGAAUGGUAAGCUGAAUAAGAAAGAUAAGCUAGAUAGAGAUUAGAAUAAUUACUAAAAGAAAAAGAAUAAAUGAUUGUUUAAGGAGGAAAAGGAAGUGAAGAUGAUAAAAAGAAAUAUAAAAAAAUUAGAUAAACUAUUGAACAAUAAAAAAAAGAACAUGAAGCUUUGAUAUAACAAUAAGAAUUAUAAUAAUAAGAAAUGUUAUAAAUUGAAACUAAAUAUUAAAGUGUUUAAGAGGAAGUUGAAAAACUUAGGAAAUUGAUUAAAUAUUUAAGAAAAAAAUUAGAAGAAGCUACAAUUGAAUAAAAAGAUUUAAAAUAAGAAGUAGAAUAUGAAAAAGAAGAUAUGUUAGAAACUAUAAGAAAUUAACAUAAGGAAAUUAAACUUUAUAUUGGUUUAGUGAAAAUGAUGUUUAAUUAAAAUGAAUUAGAAACUCUUUAAGCUGCAUGUGAAUGGGAUGAAGAUUCUUAAGAAUAUAAAAUCCCUCCUUUUAAUUUUAAAGCAAAAAAAGUUAAUUUUCCUUCCCUACCAUAUAAAUAAGGUACUACUAUUAUUUAAUAAAAUCUAAGCCAUGGAAUUAGUUGAAUUAGAAAAAUCAGAUAGAGUACUCGAAAUUAAUUCUCGACCACAAAACAAUAAAAUUAAUAAUUAAGAAUAUCAAUAGAUUAAUCAAUAAAGACUCGUUUCUCCUAGAAUUCCAAGAAAAGGUAUUUACAAUAUAAAUUAAUAUUAGAAUCUCAAUAUAAAUAAAAUGGAUCAAGUUAACCUUAACUUGAAAAAGGAUAAUUAGUUGCAGAAAAAAUUAGAUAAAAUUACUAAAUGCUCGAAUAACAAGAAGGAAAAAUACGUUAUCAAAGUGAUUAAAUUAACUAACAAUUUAUAGAGAAAAAAUUAAAUUAAAAAACUAUUCUUAGUCCUAUAGACAAUAGAGAUAACUCUAUUUAAACCUAAAAUAGCUAAUUUAUGAAUAAUGGAAAUGUUAAUAAUAAUAAUCUAUCUUAUGUAACUACUACUAAUAAGAAUAAAAAAAGUAUAUUUUUAAUUUAAAUAGAUAUUAAUUUGUAACCACUCGAAUAAUUGCCCUUGUUACUUUAGAAUGAUGAUUAGCAAAAACGAAAAUAACACUAGAGAGUGUAAUAAAUUUGA
Messenger RNA from Paramecium sonneborni, 2565 nucleotides. Lineage: Eukaryota; Ciliophora; Oligohymenophorea; Peniculida; Parameciidae. The record is from the annotation of a GenBank genome assembly.